AUGAAAUAUCUCAUCUUUAAUCACAUUACGAACCUAUGUAAAUUGGUGGGGUAUCGCAACCUACAAUUCGUUUCCUCGUGUAAAACUUGUUCAAUCAAGUGGUAUUACUUAUAUUCUUUACAGGGCUUCUUUGAGAACCUGGACCAGUUUGUCACAUCAUGGUACCUGGACCCCAUACUGUGGUUUGCACUCAUUGGUGUCAUCAUCUUCGUCAUGGCCACGUUAGGCUGCAUUGGUGCACUACGAGAAAAUACGUGCCUUCUGAAAACAUACAUCACAGUUCUUUGUCUGAUGUUGAUUCUAGAAAUCGGAGGAGGAGUUGCUCUCUAUAUAUUCAGAGGUCAAAUUGAGGAGUUUGUGGCAAACAGGAUUGAUGAUGUUGCUAUUACAAACUACAGGGACAAUGCUGACUUUCAAGAUAUUAUUGAUGGCUUCCAAACCGGGUUGAAAUGUUGUGGAGUGAACGGCUAUGAUGACUGGAACAUGAAUGUCUACUUCAACUGUACUACAUUAGUCGGUCGUUACAAUCCAGAGGCAUGUGCGGUACCCUUCUCUUGCUGCGUGCCAGACCCUGCAGAUACUACCGAUGUAAUCAAUACACAGUGUGGAUAUGGUGUGAGAGCUGAAGACCAGCGUAGAAGUCUUUCAGACCAGAUCUAUGAGCAGGGAUGCAUCUCCGCCGUGAAGGCGUGGCUUUCCACCAAUGUUGUAGUGGUAGCUGUGAGUGCUGGUGCCAUACUACUUGUACAGAUUUUGGGAUUCGGGUUCGCAACUUCCCUCAACAGUGACAUCAGACGUCAAAUUGCGAGUAGUGCUUCAUCCGCACGGCCACCGUGACGGCGUCCGCCAGUUCCGGACAUUUCUAUUAUAAAUGUAGACAGUCACACACGUGUCACACCGUUUUCACUACAACAGUGAAAUGGCCUAUACGUAAUGGAAUACUGGAGAUAAAUUCUGGCUUAGACCGGAACUUAUUUGAUACAUGGGAAAUGGUUGUAUAUUCUUGAUUUAAGCUUUUGCAAUUACUUACACAACUGUACUUGCUCUUCAUAAACUCAGAGGCUAAUUGUAUAGUAUUAUAAAUGUCAUGGUACAAAGUGUACAAUUUUUUUAAUGUAAAAUUACCUUCAAUAGUUGAAGAAUCUAUUCGUUUGAAGUUGUCUGAAGGACAAAAUCAUUCGUGUCAGGUGAAACUAAUUGGAGAUCUCCACCUUACCUACGUAAUUAUAUGAGAUAAAAAUGUAAUUUUUACUAUUUUACCUUGGUUUUUGAAGAAUCUGCUUUGCCUCUGACUCGUUUAAUAGAUAUCACAAACAAUUUAAAAACUCUGUAUGAUAGUACAUGUAUGAAGGAAUUGAAAUAUGCUUAUCAUUAAUGUAAUGUUUCUUAAUCCAUGCCUACAAACUUUAAGAAAAUACUAAAUAGAAUUAAUCGUAAUUUAACCCUAAUAUAGUCGGGAUUUCAAUUUUGGGUGCUUGUUUUUGUUAUGUAUGUUUGAAAAAAAGUUCUUUGUCACUGGUUGAGUUUGAUUUCAUCUCUUAUUACAGGUAAUAUUGUGUUUUUCCUAAUAGAUUUUGUAGCUAGAGUACAUGUGACAUGUUAGUCUUUCUGAAAUAUGGAUCAAAUGUGGAACAUGCACUGGUUUCUGGGAUACAGCUAAAUUUUUGGCUGAUGUCAUGCUGGCACCUUUUUUUCCUUUCUCUCUUUGAAAGCUUUGCUACAACAGCAACAAGAGGCUUGCAUGUACAUUGUAUAACUCGGUUAUUGUACUGACCCAAUACUGACUCAUAACCGGGCCAUUUGCGAAAUACCCUGGUCACACCAACAAGACUGUCCACAGACUUUAAGCCUCGGUCACAAAUGUCAUUACGAACUGCUACGAACGCCGUACGAACGAUUUUCAGACAAUGGAAAUUCGGGAAGGCAAUGGAAAAACAGGGAGAUUCGUACGAGAUUAUCGUUCGUACGAACCUUUGUGACCGUAGCAUAAGUAACAGAAUAAUCUGUUACAACGAAUUGCAAAGAAUCAGUGGAUUUGGUUGAGCAAUGUGACAUCAGUUAUUUUGUUAUGUUCUGUCUGGGUCUUUGUGUAUAAUAUCUUAUGGAAUGGAAUAUAAUAUAAUUAGCUUUUGAUUUUAUG
Molecule: messenger RNA, 2140 nt
Organism: Strongylocentrotus purpuratus (purple sea urchin)
Lineage: Eukaryota; Metazoa; Echinodermata; Echinoidea; Camarodonta; Strongylocentrotidae
Product: tetraspanin-14-like
Exons: 8
Coding region: 1-837 (278 amino acids)
Biological process (GO): protein maturation; protein localization to plasma membrane; regulation of vascular endothelial growth factor signaling pathway
Cellular component (GO): membrane
Source: RefSeq, a predicted model, not a curated record